This is a messenger RNA of Aureobasidium vineae, 1137 nucleotides long. Lineage: Eukaryota; Fungi; Ascomycota; Dothideomycetes; Dothideales; Saccotheciaceae. The record is from the annotation of a GenBank genome assembly.
AUGGCUUCAUCCUCACGAGCGCUACGAGGCCUCUCCGUCCGCGCCUUUUCGAUAUCGGCCCCGGUCGCCGAAGAGAUCGCCGCAUCCACAGCCGCCGCCGCAGCAACGACACAACCUCCGCCGCCGUCUUCUCCCGCCGCAGACAAUGUCUUGUCCUCCCUCGCCGCAGACAACGUCUUUACGCCCAGAGCAGAGCGCAAACUCCUCCGUACCCGUGGCCUCACUCCCGUCGGUUCUCGCAGACGCCGCGCCGCCAUCCUCUCCGGCUCGCGAAUCCCCUUCGAGCAGCUGCCUUACCAAUGCUUCCAAGAAGCCCGCAAAGUCCUGAUUCAACACCGUCAAGAGAAGGUCAAGGACAUUGAGACGGAGCGCCAGAAGAUUUCCAGACUCAGGGCCACCCAAGUCGAGCCUCAGAAUGAGCAACGGCACCAGCACCGCGUCAACAGUAUGGAGCGCUACUUGGACCAGCUCAAGAUUCACGCAGACAUCAACGACCCCAUGCCCAUCUACCGCUACCUCGCCGACAAGAAAUGGCGCCAGUACGACCGCAUGAUCAUUAUGCAGCGCAUCACUCAGAUGAACGUUGUCCCCGACGUCCUUCCCUCCAUCGAUCCCACCCUCAACGUCUCGCUCUCAUUCGGCCCCCGCGACGUCCAGCCCGGUGAAUUUGUCGACAGCAGAGUGUCCGAGAUCCCCGGCCAUCUCAACAUUCAACCCUACGACAAGGGCGAGCGCUACGUCACCAUUGCCAUAGUCAACCCCGACGUGCCCAAUACCUCCGUCUCUCUCGCCAAGCUGGGCCAAGACCAGGUCAUCCUCCCCUGGCUGCCUGCAUACACUCAGAAGGGUCUCGCAUACAGCCGCAUGUCCAUCUUCGUCCUCGAGCAAAAGGACGGCCAGAUCCUGGACGCAUCCGCUCUAUCACAGCGCUACGAGCACAACGACUUCAUCCUGAGGAGUUUCGUCGACAGACAUGUCUUGAAGCCCGUCGGUGUCAACUUGUUCAGAAGCAGACACGAUGAAGGUACUGCUGGUGUCAUGCAAAGAGCAGGAAUCCCUGGUGGUGACGUCGAAUUCAAGAGGAAGAAGAUUGAGCCUCUGCCAUACAAGAAGCUGCCUGGUUCGAGAUACAGGUAG